This is a messenger RNA of Amoebophrya sp. A25, 6815 nucleotides long. Lineage: Eukaryota; Dinophyceae; Syndiniales; Amoebophryaceae. The record is from the annotation of a GenBank genome assembly.
ACAGAGUCGAGAUCGAGAGCACGUCGUUGAGAGUGGAGCAUAUUUGACUUUUUCUUGUGCUGUGAUAUUGAUUGAAGGUCACCUAGUCCAUAGUAAACGUUAGUAGUUGCGAUAGUCAGUUAGCAACAUCCACGACCACGACCGAGAACAAAUAAACACACACUCAUUUCAUCAAAUAAUCAAUCAAGAACACCUGUCCCACGUCUUCGGCUGCCUGCUCUCUUGCUCAUCUCGUCGCCAUGGCCGGCGGUGCGCGAAACUCCCGCGGUGGCGGUGGCGGUCGUGGCAGCGACAGCUCAUCCUCGUCGAAUAUUCGAUCCUCUGGGUCGGUUAGGUUAUGGCUGCUUCAGUUUCUUUUUCUAGUUCUUUUUCUAGGACGUUGAGACCGAUGCAUAGGUCGUUGAUUUCAUUUUCUCUGCUUAAAGGUAGGUGAUACUAGUACUAUCUCUUGGUGCUUGAAACUCUUUUUCUGGCAAGAACUAGGGAAGAGUCGUUCUACCCCGUUUCGAACCUCUAAAAAUCUCCUCUACCUCAAGCCGAAACUUCCUCACGACGCUGCGUGACAGUGUCGCAGCCUUCUUAGGUGCGCCGUUGCCGACUAAACAGGAGACGCCAGACGCUGACUUCACAGAACAUGAGUACGACUUUCCGUCGGCGUCGAGUUUUUCGAUUAUGGCGUUUGGAUCAUUUUGGAAGAUGCUGUUGUAGACUUAAAGUCUUUGUGCUGUAAGGGGUGCAAAAGAUCAUCACGAAUAUUACUUCGAUUUGGUUCUCUUGUUCCGUGUGCAUGCUUCUACUUGAUACAUUUACGUAGGGAUUAUCUCGACGGCUGCCUGGAGACUGUCUCGUACAACUAUUGCUCGUUCAUAAAUAUUCUACUCUCUCCUCUCCUUCCCCUUUCAUACCACAGGGAGCUUCUGGUGCUGUACCUGCAUUUGUGCCUAGUGGAACCAGUAAAAUGCCGAAUGUCGUGAACGAUAUCCUGAUCAUAUCUGAGGAUUCCUUGGUGCAAUUGUCUCAGUUAAGGCUUCCCGUAAUUCAUCUACUUAAGAGGCAUCUUACUUUCUCUGGCACGUUUACAAGGGGAAAACGCGUGGUCAAAGAUGAACUUGAAGAUGAAUUUAGCUGGGCAGGUCUAACUCAGAAUGUUGUAGUGAAAGAAGCUUUCGCUACUGGUCGUAGGUGGGCACCGGUGAUUGAGAUGGUCACCCUUGGCGUUAUCGCAGUUUUGGCUUUCUUGAUUCGACUUUUCGCUGUCAUCCGAUUCGAGUCAGUGAUCCACGAGUUCGAUCCGUACUUUAACUACCGAACGACAAACUACUUGGCAGCCCAUGGCUUCGCUGAAUUCUGGAACUGGUUUGAUGAUCAGAGCUGGUACCCACUGGGACGCGUGAUUGGACAUACCUUGUUUUAUGGCGGUUGCUGGACAUAUUUCUUACUCUUGUCAGGUAAUGGUACUAAAUAAUAUAUCUUACUCUCGAGCCCAGCCGUGUGAAGCUGCGCAAACUGCAAGAACUUCCGACGUUCACGAAGUUGAGAGUGCUCAACGAGUUUCCGAAGCGCGCGAAGCUGCGCACCGGCACGCUGGACCCAUAACCCCGGGCCCGGUAAUUACCACUCCGAAUGGAGAACGUGCAGGAAGACUUGGGCGAGGAACUUCAUAUGGGGCAUCCGGGGCGCCGGUUUUUGCUGUCGUGCGGUCAGAUCAUAAUGACAGCAACUCGCAACCAUUUCGCUUCCACUGUGAUGGGUCCAUAACUCCGGGCACUGUAAUUACCACUCCGAAUGGAGAACGUGUAGGAAGACUUGAGCGAGGAACUUCAUAUGGGGCAUCCGGGGCGCCGGUUUUUGCUGUCGUGGGGUCAGUUCAUAAUGACAGCAACUCGCAACCAUUUCGCUUCCACUGUGAUGGGUCCAUAACUCCGGGCACGGUAAUUACCACUCCGAAUGGAGAACGUGGAGGAAGACUUGAGCGAGGAACUUCAUAUGGGGCAUCCGGCGCGCCGGUUUUUGCUGUCGUGGGGUCAGAUUAUAAUGACAGCAACUCGCAACCAAUCAAGGGGACAACGUGUGCGCCGGAAGUGAAACUAUCUUUCGUUGGCUGAGCGCAGGACCCCCGAGCAUUGGCACAGGCCUGGCAUUUGGAGCAGUAUUGGGCCCGGGGUACCCCUUUGCAGAGGUCCGAGACAGCCGAGGCCCCUGAAGUGACUUGGAAACCCAGGAACAGAGCUUCCCGCCCUACGGUCCUGCGCGCUUGUCGUGGAUCUCGCUGUCGCCUGCGUACUUUUUCGCGUGUGCGCCCGCAAGCAAAUGGCAGCGCGGCAUAUGCGUGGCGUAGUGGGGGAGCUUCAAGGGGUGUAGCAGGGGGACGCCAUCGCGACGACCCGCCUCCGCAUGUCUGCGGAGCUGGGCAAAGCCGCCAGGGCGGUCUUCGCUGCUGGGCGCGUCGGUCUACAACAAGCAGUAGUCCGCCUAUCGCGGGUGCGUGGUGGGUUUUCUACGAGCGUCAGCGAGCUGCUUCUCUUUCGUCUAGCUCUGUUCCCUUUUGUAAGUAUUGUUUGGUAUGGUAACGAAAAGCUCCAAAAUCAACAUCUAUACUUUUCGACACAUACUAGUCUUCACUAGUCACAACAGUACUAAUCGUUCGUGACUUAAUUAAGGUGCGAUGUACCUGUACGCGUAGCAGUAAGACGCGACUGCCCCACCUCUCAUCUUCUAACUCUUCCCUGGUUUGAUGACAACCACUGCUGUCUUGCAGCACGCGUUGCAUAGCAUCGGUUUUACCGUGAACACCCGCAACCUCUGCGUUUUUAUGGGUCCGACAUUUUCCAUGUUGACCGCAAUAAGCGCCUACGGGUUUACGAAAGAGGUGACCGCGAAGCCGGAAGCGGGUCUCGUGGCUGCCUUCUUUAUGGCCAUUUGUCCUUCCUACCUCUCCCGCUCCGUCGCUGGGUCCUACGAUAAUGAGUGCGUCGCGAUUUUCGCUCUGAUUUUCGGCUUCUGGACCUUCGUAAAGGCUGUGCGCUAUGGAACAUUGUCGCAUUCUUUGAUGGCGACUUUUGCCUACCUGUACAUGGUCUCCACUUGGGGCGGUUACGUUUUCCUCACGAACACGAUCGCCAUCUAUGGUACUUGUGCUUAUAAAAUGACGUUGGUUUCUUGUCGUGCAUGUUGGUCCUCUACUCUCGGGAUCUGUGAAGAUUCAAGCUUCUAUCGCGGAACUUCAAUUUUGAACUUCUUUUCUUGCACAAAUUAAUAUAGAUACAAGACUCCUUUAUGACAUAAAAAAAUGUACUCAUACUCAAGAAAAGAGGUUUUUUCCUACUUAGAAAGUGCCUACUUUCUUGAGGAUGAGUACACUUUUUCGUUUCAUAUCCUUCGCGGCCUGGUAACUUCUAGUUCAUCACAUCAACCAAACCACCUAUUCCUAUCAACUCCCACCUCCUCGUCAACUACCAGUUUUCUGCCUCCUCUGUUUGGACCGCUUGAACGGCAACGCUUAUGUGGUGUAUUGCACGUGGUAUGUUGUCGGAACCAUGUUCGUGUUGAAUAUUCCUUUCGUCAACUUCGGAGCUGUCAAAAGCAGCGAGCACAUGGCCUCGCAUGGAAUCUUCAUGCUCUGUCACUUACGGCCUGUCGUGAUUUAUUUUCAUCUGGAAGAACUUCUAGUUACUUAUAGUUUUCAAUUUUACUUUAAUUAUACUCUUGAAAUGAAGAUGUACAUUUUUGCCCAGAGCUGCAUGGGUUUAUUUUUAUGGCGGAAAGUACUUAGGCUUAACGCAUGAUACGCGUACUUUUUAGAUCAGUCAACCACCUCAAUAUCAGUUUCAUCCAGAUUCUAAUCCAAGCCUACAAGUUAUCCAAGUACCUGAUCCAGCAGAAAGCGGAUCUCGAAAAGGGAGCUCCACGUCUUUUCGUCGUUACUAAAGAUUCCGCACUCUCGUUCCGCAUCUUCGCAUUCCUCUUCUCCGCUCGUGGCAUGGUCACACUGGCUGGCGCUGGCUUUUCACUUCUCACAGUUUACCUCGUUUUCACAGGAAAAACCCAAUGGAGUGGACGUAGUAUGACACUUCUGGAUCCGACCUAUGCCAGAAACUACAUCCCUAUCAUCGCGAGUGUCAGUGAGCACCAACCGGCAGUGUGGACGAACUAUGUGAUGGAUUUGCACGCCAUGGUGUUCUUGAUUCCAGCUGGCAUGUUCCAUUGCUUCUGGAACCGAAGCUACGGGCUUUUGUUCGUCGGCGUUUUCGGUCUGCUGUCGACUUACUUUUCUGGGGUAAGGCUUAAGCUUAGCUCAUGCUUGCAGCAACAUUGAAAUUGAUUCUUCUUAAUCUGAUUUUCUAACAUGGUGUUCCAGUAGCUGCAGUUGCUGAAGCUGAUGGUGAGUAUUUCUAUUUGGCUAGUUGCAAAAAAAUAUCUUCAAUAUGAUGAUUUCCAGCAGUUUUUUCAGCAUCCACUUCCACCUCGUCAUCAUGACUUUCUCUGCUCUUUCCACUGCAGGUAAUGAUCCGCCUCCUGCUCGUUAUGUCGCCAGCUUGCUGCUGUCUUUCUGGAAUCAGCUUAUCGCAUGUCCUCACGAUUUUCACCACGAACUUGAGGCAUAUGGAACCUCCAGCAGGAACUGCAAAACAUUUGAAGGUAUUCAACUUCUUCGUUCAGUUGCAGGUGGAUGCACUGACGACUUUCCUCGUACUGCCCCUACCUCUUUCUGAGGUCCGUUGCGUCUGCCUCUUCGACAUUUUUACCAUCAAAAAUCUCUGCAUACAGACCAUCAACACCAACACUAGCACUUACUUCUAUUCAAGAGAUAAAUUAUAGUAACUAACUAAUGAAAGCACCUACAAUCUAGACAAUUCAUCUCCCUUCUUCUUAUUCUAAUACAGUUACAGACCAUCACCAACGCUAGCACUUACAUUUCGAACCGUCCUCAGGUCGUUUCCCUCUCCGUCCUUGGUUUUGCUGCCUUCAUCAUGUCCCGAUAUGUGAUGCACUGCACUAUGAUCUCGAGUACAGCUUAUUCGUCUCCUUCAAUCGUCAUGGCCUACCAGGGACGAGACGGCACAAGAAUAUUACAGGAUGACUUCCGAGAGGCAUACUAUUUUAUGACACGACGACACAUCAAGUUUGUGUAGUAACAGUAAGUUGUAACUGUUGAUGACGAUGAGUGGUGCGAUGACGUUGUUCUUGUUGUUGCACAUAGCUGUAUCAUCGAUCCAGUACUGAAGACAUAGGCGGCCAAGGCACGUCGCUCAUUCUGCGUGCAGAGCAGCAUACUACAGUACAACCUUUAUUUCCAUCUAACUCUCGGAUCCGCCAAAAUACCCAUAAGAAAGCUACCAUCGCUUCCUGGUGGGACUAUGGGUAUCAAAUUACGGUCAUGGCCAACCGAACGGUCAUCGUAGACAACAACACCUGGAACAACACGCAUAUUGCGACGAUGGGACUUAUUUUGGGUACUUAGUUUGUUACUGUUAAAGUUCACCUUUUUUUGCUUCUUUUUCGCCCGAAACAAGUGCAUUUGCAUACCAAACAAUGUGCCAUGCGACUAUUCAACCCUUGUUGCAGGUUCCACCGAAGCCGAAGCCUACCGCCUCCUCCGUACUCUCGACGCCGAUUACGUGCUUGUGUUGUCUGGUUCUCUGUCUCGAUACAGUUCGGACGACAUCAACAAGUUCUUGUGGCCAGUCCGUAUCGCUGCUGGAGUCUACCCAGACCUGAUCAGCGAGGCCGACUUCAUCGGGCCAGGAGGCUACACUCCGGGGCCAGGUGCGAGUGAGAAAUUCAUCGACUCGCUUAUUUUUAUGGACGAGGAGAGUUUUUCUUCAUUUUUUUCUACUUACUCUCUGAAUCAUUUCCCCACCUCCACUAGAAAAAGAAACACCCUUCUAACAAGGGCAUUUUCGUAAGGAGUAAGUGCAACUACAGCUGCAUCAACAUGAUCAAGUUGAUCACAAACUACCAUCCUACUCCUACCUCCUCUAACCUCCACAAGCUCGCUUUCCACCGAGUCGGCGAGUUGACCAACGGCGUUGACUUGGCACGUGGCGUCCAACUCGCGAAGCCGGAUAUCACUUUGACUCACUUCCAAGAGGUCUUCACCAGUGAAAACUGGAUCGUGCGUCUCUUCAAGCUGAAGAAGGAAUCGAACAGGGUGAAGUUCUAAGUCGUUGGAGCAACACUGGAAUUCCAAAUUGAUCAUGAAUGUUGCUGAUUUAUAAGAAUUUGAAUUGUUUCAAAGGGGGGGUGGUCACAGUCUGAUGAAGAAACUGAUGUAGAAAAUGUUCGAAGAAAUCUACGGAGUACAACAGCACGACUGGUGCGACGUUGUUAUUGUCAAGACUUCUUCUGAUCGUGAAGAAGAUUCUUCUUCUUCCUGUAAGUAAGAAGUAUAAGUAUGUUUAUCCUAUGUCUAAAGCACCCUUCCAGCUCCCGCUGAUUGCUACUUAUCAAACAUCUUAGAAGCACCACAUCAAGUGAAAAAUUGAAAUUCAAAUUGAAAAUUAACUCUAGUACGACCGUGAUGAAAUUACGACGUGUCUCUCACUCUCUGAACGGAAAAAUAGCGAAAAUGAUCUGUGUACCAAGAACACUAUUGCGAAUUUUGAGAAUACAAAUCGAUAUCAAGAACCAAAACCAACCCAGAAUAUGAAUAUCUAAUGAAGAAGGAACUUCUACCCAUCGUCCAGCAUACCUAUGUGUCUCACGAAAUUAAAGAACAUGAAUAGGUUCUCCUGGCUUUUUUAGAAACGAGAAGGCUGUGUAUCCUGUUGUGCUUCCCUUCUUGAAUUCGAUUCCAAAGUCCUGCCAUGAUAAUG